UUUGCUCUUUUUCCGUGCUCAAGGCAAGGCACUGUGAAGUUUAGUUUAUAACCCUUGAUUCUGUGACUGCUGGAUCCAUAAGGAUUUUUUUUGUAUUUGUGGCUAGCUAGUGUUAGUGUAAUUCAUUUUUUGUUUAGUUUUGUUGUUGUGGAUUUGAAAGAAGACGUGUUGGAGGCAGGACCAGCAGGUUGAACUCACUAGCUGGUUGUCGUCAAGGUUUCCGGGUUUGGAUGAGAGCUCUUCAGCAGUGAGACAGUGAGAGGCACCUCCACACCCCCUCCACCGCCAUCAUGCCACCGCCCUCCGAUAUUGUCAAGGUGGCCAUCGAGUGGCCGGGGGCCUUCCCCAAGCUCAUGGAGAUAGACCAGAAAAAGCCCCUCUCGGCCAUUAUAAAAGAAGUGUGCGAAGGAUGGUCUUUGGGGAACCACGAAAACUUUGCUCUGCAAAAUGCCGAUUCCACUAAUUUCUACAUCACAGAAAAGAAUCGCAAUGACAUAAAGAAUGGUUCGAUACUGCGACUAACAACAUCUCCUUCUCAGACAGCGGCCCAGCUCCACGAGAGAAUCCAGUCAUCCAGUAUGGAUGCGAAGCUGGAGGCUCUGAAGGACCUGGCCAACUCUUCCAGAGACGUCACCUUCGCCCAGGAGUUCAUCAACCUGGACGGCAUCUCACUGCUCACACAGAUGGUGGAGAGCGGCACAGAACGCUAUCAGAAACUACAGAAGAUAAUGAAGCCAUGUUUCGGCGACUUGUUGUCGUUCACGCUGACAGCGUUUGUGGAGCUCAUGGACCACGGCAUCGUCUCCUGGGAUACCUUCUCUGUCGCUUUCAUCAAGAAGAUUGCAGGUUAUGUGAACAAGUCAGCCAUGGACACGGCUGUGCUGCAGCGGUCCCUGGCCAUUCUGGAGUCCAUGGUGCUCAACAGUCAGGACCUCUACCAGAAGGUGGCGCAAGAGAUCACCAUCGGACAGCUUAUACCCCAUCUGCAGGGGACUGAUCAGGACAUUCAGACCUACACCAUCGCUGUGAUUAACGCCUUGUUCCUCAAGGCCCCAGAGGACAAGAGACAGGAGAUGGCCCAUAUUCUAGCCCAGAAGCAGCUGCGUUCCAUCAUACUGAGUAAUGUGAUCCGGAGCCCUAAGCCAAUCAAUGAUGAAAUGGCCCACCAGCUGUAUGUGCUGCAGGUCCUGACCUUUAACCUCUUAGAGGACCGCAUGAUGACCAAGAUGGACCCUCAGGACCAGGCCCAAAGAGACAUCAUCUUUGAGCUGCGCAGAAUUGCGUUCGACGUGGAGUGUGAGCCGAACAACAGUGGCAGCAUCGAGAAGAGGAAGUCCAUGUACACCCGGGACUACAAGAAGCUGGGCUUCAUUAACCAUGUGAACCCUGCUAUGGACUUCACUCAGAUUCCUCCUGGGAUGCUGGCUCUGGAUAACAUGCUGUACUUCGCCAGACACCACCAGGAUGCCUACAUCAGGAUUGUUCUGGAGAACAGCAGUCGUGAGGACAAGCACGAGUGUCCGUUCGGCCGCAGCAGCAUCGAGCUGACCAAGAUGCUGUGUGAGACCCUCAAAGUGGGAGAGCUGCCCAGUGAGAACUGCCAUGACUUCCACCCCAUGUUCUUCACCCACGACCGCUCCUUUGAGGAGUUCUUCUGCAUCUGCAUCCAGCUGCUCAACAAGACCUGGAAGGAGAUGAGGGCCACCAGCGAAGACUUCAACAAGGUGAUGCAGGUGGUGAGGGAUCAGAUCAUGCGAGCGCUGACACAGAAGCCUAAUUCCCUGGACCAGUUGAAGAGUCGCCUGCAGAACCUGAGUUACACUGAGAUUCUGAAGAUACGCCAGUCUGAGAGGAUGAACCAAGAAGACUUCCAGUCCCGCCCCAUCCUGGAGCUGCGGGAGAAGAUCCAGCCAGAGAUCAUGGAGCUGAUCAAACAACAGAGGCUCAACCGUCUGUGUGACGGAACCUGCUUCAGGAAGAUCAGCAGCCGCCGGAGGCAAGAUAAGUUCUGGUACUGUCGACUGUCUCCGAACCAUAAAGUCCUGCACUAUGGAGAUCUGGAGGAGACCCCUCAGGGAGAGGUGUCCCAUGACUCUCUACAGGAGAAAUUGCCUGUGGCCGAUAUCAAAGCGGUGGUCACUGGUAAGGACUGUCCUCACAUGAAGGAGAAGGGAGCUCUGAAGCAGAACAAGGAGGUUCUGGAGCUGGCCUUCUCCGUCCUCUACGAGUCAGACGAGUAUUUAAACUUCAUCGCUCCAGACAAGCAUGAGUACUGUGUGUGGACGGACGGUCUGAACGCCCUCCUGGGAAAGGAGAUGACCAGUGACUUCACCAAGUCAGACAUGGACACCCUGCUCUCCAUGGAGAUGAAGCUCCGCCUCCUCGAUCUGGAGAACAUCCAGAUUCCAGAGGCCCCUCCCCCAAUUCCCAAGGAGCCUAGCAACUAUGACUUUGUUUAUGACUGCAACUAACUAACCAACCGAUCAAAAUCCCCUAGCUACUGUACUGGACCUACCAACUCUCUCUUUCCUAAAACGGCAACUGGAAAAAAGAAAAAGAAACUAAUGACGAUGAAAAUUAUGAGUGACAGAAAAAGGAUUCUAUUGAACUAGUUUCCUUACUUCUUGCUAUACUUGCUAAACUUUCUUUUUGAAUUAAAGGGUGCGAUUUAAUACGUUUGCGGCGCUUAAUGACUCUUUGCGGCACUAGGUGGCCCACUGACUGAAUCAUCACGUCACCAUGGAGGACAAACCAGGAAGCAUCCAUAUGGGUCCUUUGGGUCCUAAACAUUCUCAACAUUCUCUAAAUGUUGUUGUUUGGUCAUCGCUCUCCAAGAUGUCUUCACAGUCUUCUCACCUCAACCCUGCGCACUCUUCUCUCCUCCUUCACUGAAGAAUCUGCCAUUUGCUUGGGGUUUGUUGUAGAAACUCUCUUUGAUAAACGCUUGGUUGUCCUUUUUCGUUUUGUUGAUUUUCUACAGACUGUUGGAUGAGAGGUGUGGCGUUUUUAUAAAAAUAUAAAGAAGUGCUGGGGACGUUAGUCUUUAGUUCUCCAACGUUCUUUGUGCGUUCAAAAUGGCACCCUAUUUCCUAAAUAGUGCACUACUUUUAGUGCACUAUAUAGGGAAUAAAGUAGCGCACUAUAUAGGGAAUAGGGUGCCAUUUCAGAAGCAGGCUCAGUCUCCCAUUCACGCUUACGUGGCAGCUAAUGUCUCUGAGAGGAAGAAAGGAUCAAGUGUAUUUAAGAUGUUGAAGUGUGUAUUAAUACUUUUCUCCCUGGUAUCUUUCUGCAUACUUCACAUACUGUGUAGACUGUUACAAUACGUGUGUCAUUCUAAAACCUGACACUGUUAUACAAUACGGGAAACUGCCUCUGAAGUUCCUGAAAUCUUCUAUCCUAUAUCACGGCUGCUUUGACCAUGCUGUAUACCCAAACAAACACAACUGUAAUACAUGCUUGCUCAGACAUACACAUCUCUCUUUCCUCCAACUUGAUACCGUUCGAUCAGGCUCGAUUACGACUGCUGUAACUUUUCAAAGCAAUAUUGAGCAACAAAAAAAAUAAUGUUAAGCUGAUGGUGUAAUUUAGUGAUAUUUGUGAUGCUGCCAAGUAGUCAGUAUUGGGGACGUUUGCGUUUUUAGUAAAGGGAAGUUGUUCUCUGUUUGUUUUCAAGAACUAUGUGGCCGUCAAUUUGGAGGUUCAUGGAAAUGUAAUUUAAAAGCAAAUCAUGAGU
This is a messenger RNA of Salvelinus namaycush (lake trout), 3733 nucleotides long. It is a transcript of the gene elmo1, whose product is annotated as engulfment and cell motility 1 (ced-12 homolog, C. elegans). Lineage: Eukaryota; Metazoa; Chordata; Actinopteri; Salmoniformes; Salmonidae. The record is from RefSeq and is a predicted model, not a curated record. The transcript has 22 exons. Bases 291 to 2471 code for a protein of 726 amino acids. Gene Ontology annotation, biological process: cell motility; actin filament organization. Gene Ontology annotation, cellular component: plasma membrane; guanyl-nucleotide exchange factor complex.